AGAAAUAGCGUUCUUAAAUUGAGCCUUUUGUGGCCGAUGAAUACAUUGAACGUCUUGUGUGGAGAACCCCAGGAGGUGGGUCUCGAGGUGGACCUGAAGCUUUUGAUCCUAAAAGGCUAUUAGAAGAAUUUGUGAAUCAUAUUCAGGAACUCCAGAUAAUGGACGAAAGGAUUCAAAGGAAAGUAGAGAAGUUAGAACAACAGUGUCAGAAGGAAGCUAAGGAAUUUGCUAAGAAGGUCCAAGAGCUCCAGAAAAGCAAUCAGGUUGCCUUCCAACAUUUCCAAGAACUAGAUGAGCACAUUAGCUAUGUAGCCACCAAAGUGUGUCAUCUUGGAGACCAGUUGGAAGGGGUAAACACACCUAGACAACGUGCAGUGGAGGCUCAGAAGUUGAUGAAAUAUUUUAAUGAGUUUCUAGAUGGAGAAUUGAAAUCGGAUGUUUUUACAAAUUCUGAAAAGAUAAAGGAAGCAGCAGACGUCAUUCAGAAGUUGCAUCUGAUUGCCCAGGAGUUACCUUUCGAUAGGUUUUCAGAAGUAAAAUCAAAAAUUGCAAGUAAAUACCAUGAUUUAGAAUGCCAACUGAUUCAGGAGUUUACUAGUGCCCAAAGAAGAGGGGAGAUCUCCAGGAUGAGAGAAGUAGCAGCAGUUUUACUUCAUUUUAAGGGUUAUUCCCAUUGUAUUGAUGUUUAUAUAAAGCAGUGCCAGGAGGGUGCUUACUUGAGAAAUGAUAUAUUUGAAGAUGCAGCAAUACUCUGUCAGCGAGUGAACAAGCAAGUUGGAGAUAUCUUUAGUAAUCCAGAAGCAGUACUGGCUAAACUUAUUCAGAAUGUGUUUGAAAUCAAACUACAGAGUUUUGUGAAAGAUCAGUUAGAAGAAUGUAGGAAAUCGGAUGCUGAGCAGUAUCUCAAAAGUCUCUAUGAUCUGUAUACCAGAACCACCAGUCUUUCAAGCAAAUUGAUGGAGUUUAACUUAGGUACUGAUAAACAGACUUUCUUGUCUAAGCUUAUCAAGUCCAUUUUCAUUUCCUAUUUGGAAAACUAUAUUGAAGUGGAGAUUGGAUAUCUGAAAAGCAGAAGUGCUAUGAUUCUCCAGCGCUAUUAUGAUUCAAAAAACCACCAAAAGAGAUCCAUUGGCACAGGAGGUAUUCAAGAUUUGAAAGAAAGGAUUAGACAACGUACCAACUUACCACUGGGGCCAAGUAUUGAUACGCAUGGGGAAACUUUCCUAUCUCAAGAAGUGGUAGUUAAUCUUUUACAAGAAACCAAACAAGCCUUUGAAAGAUGUCAUAGGCUGUCUGAUCCUUCUGAUUUACCAAGGAAUGCCUUUAGAAUUUUUACCAUUCUUGUGGAAUUUUUAUGUAUUGAGCAUAUUGAUUAUGCAUUAGAAACGGGGCUUGCUGGAAUUCCAUCAUCAGAUUCUAGGAAUGCAAAUCUCUAUUUUUUGGAUGUUGUACAACAGGCCAAUACUAUUUUUCAUCUUUUUGACAAACAGUUUAAUGAUCACCUUAUGCCACUAAUAAGCUCUUCUCCUAAAUUAUCUGAAUGCCUUCAGAAAAAAAAAGAGAUAAUUGAGCAGAUGGAGAUGAAAUUGGAUACUGGCAUCGAUAGGACAUUAAAUUGUAUGAUUGGUCAGAUGAAGCAUAUCUUGGCUGCAGAACAAAAGAAAACAGAUUUUAAGCCAGAAGAUGAAAACAAUGUUUUGAUUCAGUAUACUAAUGCAUGCGUAAAAGUCUGUGCUUAUGUAAGAAAACAAGUUGAGAAGAUUAAAAAUUCCAUGGAUGGGAAGAAUGUGGACACAGUUCUGAUGGAACUUGGAGUACGUUUUCAUCGGCUCAUUUAUGAGCAUCUUCAACAAUAUUCCUAUAGUUGUAUGGGUGGCAUGUUAGCAAUUUGCGACGUAGCUGAAUAUAGAAAAUGUGCCAAAGACUUCAAGAUUCCAAUGGUAUUACAUCUUUUUGACACUCUGCAUGCACUUUGCAAUCUCCUGGUCGUUGCUCCAGAUAACUUAAAGCAAGUCUGCUCAGGAGAACAACUUGCCAGUCUGGACAAGAACAUCCUUCACUCCUUCGUACAACUUCGUGCUGACUAUAGAUCUGCCCGCCUAGCUCGGCACUUCAGCUGAGUUGAAGUCACAAAGGAAAUGUGUUGUAUUUCAGAAGGCCUCGGGUGAUAGAAGCACAGGAGAUUCCUUAUGACACAGCCAAUGUUUUAUGUGAAGAAAUGACUGGAAGAAAGCAGCAGCCAUACUUACCCAGGAAUUUCAUUGAAAGUUGGACACCAUUAGCUAUAUUUUGCUUUUUAUCUUUUCCCUGUUACAUUGAAUUCCAUACUUUAAUUUAUAAAUUUCAAAUUCUUUAAACCUAUACGUGACUGUUAUAAUCCUGAAAAAUGUUGGUGUGAGAAGAUGAAUGAAUUUCACCAGUGUUCUGGUUCUUGAUCUUUAACGCAUUCUCUUUGGAAACCCUACCAUUCCUGUUUUGAUUAAAAUAGGUGAAGUGCAGUAAAA
This is a messenger RNA of Peromyscus maniculatus bairdii (prairie deer mouse), 2504 nucleotides long. It is a transcript of the gene Exoc5, whose product is annotated as exocyst complex component 5. Lineage: Eukaryota; Metazoa; Chordata; Mammalia; Rodentia; Cricetidae. Gene Ontology annotation, biological process: Golgi to plasma membrane transport; exocytosis. Gene Ontology annotation, cellular component: exocyst; cytoplasm. The record is from RefSeq and is a predicted model, not a curated record.